Molecule: messenger RNA, 3536 nt
Organism: Penaeus indicus
Lineage: Eukaryota; Metazoa; Arthropoda; Malacostraca; Decapoda; Penaeidae
Product: E3 ubiquitin-protein ligase listerin-like
Exons: 15
Coding region: 39-3251 (1070 amino acids)
Biological process (GO): rescue of stalled cytosolic ribosome; ribosome-associated ubiquitin-dependent protein catabolic process
Cellular component (GO): RQC complex; cytosol
Molecular function (GO): zinc ion binding; ribosomal large subunit binding; ubiquitin protein ligase activity
Source: RefSeq, a predicted model, not a curated record
CCUGGUCUAUAAGUGUUUUGCGGCGUCUGCUUGAGAAGAUGACUGAAAGGAGAGAUACGGAUGAAGUAGCAAUGUCAUGGCUUUUGUCAGCACAGCUGGGCAACCGACUCAUUCAGCUCGUAGAGCAACUGUGUGGCUCCACCAAAUCUAAGAGUGUUGCUCAGUAUUCUCAGGAUGAGGAACUUGUCACACUGUUCAACUUUGUCUUGAGUAAUGGAAAUAAGAAAGACCACAUCAUUGCCAUGGAAUAUGUAUCCCAGAUUCUCAAGAAUCUAAGCUUCAAUCUAAAACUUGGUGAAGAAUCAGAACCUGAAGACCAGAUGGUCCAGUUGGUGGCUAAUCUUGCCAGCCAGUUGUUCAGUAGCUAUGUCUGUUGGCAGACAACAGGAAUACAAGAGUUUAUGAGGUCCUUGUUCCUUCUACAGUGUCAAUCGUGGAAAUCACUAUCAGAGCAGACCAUUAAUACACUUAAGUCGACCUUCCUGAAGGCUUUCAAUGGUCUUAUUGCUUCAUUAGUUAAGGAGGACUCAGCCAAGCUUCUUGAGGAUGGAAGUUGUCUUAGGUCCACUCUCAAGGAUAUUAAGCAGAUAAUUAUGGAGGAUAAAAGUUCCUUCAGUCUGACCAUGAGGAUGGCCAUGCUUACAAAAGACCUCUUAUCAUUGGUAUACGAGCAGGUGAAGACACAAGAGGUAUGUGGCAUUAUGUUGGACCACAGCAUAAUACAGGCUCUGCUAGAAAUUCUGGCUCCAACAGAAGGCUGUUGGGUACAAAUGGAGGAGCAACUCUCCCCAUUGUACAUGGCUCCAGCUAUACUACAAGGAAGCAUAGCCUUCAGUGAGUUCCCAUUCCCAAAGAAGAUGCAGGAAACAGUAGUGUGGGAUCACAAACACACAAGGAUAUCCAUGUUCUUCUGUGACCUGUUGCUCUUUGUGUGUAAACACAAGAAUGUUGAGGUCUUGGAGGAGGAGGAGGAAGUCUCAUUGGGUCAGUAUACACACCUCGUGGUUUCAGCCCUUCACUCAGCAUGCCAUGCCACCGUAGUGCAGGAACUCUACAAUGCUCUCAGUAAUCACUCAGUGUCAGAAGAAGUAAAGGCUGGUACCACAAAAUUAAAUGAAGACAUGGGAGCAUUGUUGGAGCUGUUAAAUCAAGGCAAUAAGCGGCUUAUUACCAAGCAGAUACGAGACAGGUGUAGUGAAGGAAGCAGUGCUUGGUGUGUGACACUUGUAAAAGUUCUUAAUAUUUGGAUGAAAGCGGAGGAUGUCAACAUUAUGCGAUUGUUGAACGGCAUUGAGGAAUCUGCUCUUGGAUACAUAGCAACUAAACAGUCACUCCUGCCUUUGCUGCCAAAUGAACCCCUGAUGGACAUUUUAGCAGAGGAGAUGGGGAAACUAAGUAGCCUAGAGGAUAGUCCCUACCUGGCUACCCCUUGCAUCUCACUCAUUACAACAGCUUUGAGUCAUGUGCCUCCCACUGUCACAAAAGAUGUCAUUAGCUCCCUUUUCUCUGUGCUGACACAGUGGCGAGAAAAUGCUGAUAAUAUAUUCUUAUAUGCAACUGAUAUCUCGGGAAUGGCAUGGGAGGAUGUAGUGUUCACAUGUUCUCUGGUUCGACUGGUGACCGUCUUGGUGAAUAGACAUUCUAUGCACCUCGAAGCUCAGCACUGGGACUUCAUCCUUUGCUCUCUGUGCUCUUGGGCUCAGUCACUUGAGGAAUCCAGAUUGAGCAUCAGUGUAGAAACAGUGUCAGGAACAUUUACUUGUGCAGUGAGCAAGUGUGCAGGAUGUGUCAGUGAGGUGAUGGAAAAUCUGAAAGCUAAUCCUGACCUCCAGAAGUCCUAUCCCCCCAACCUCCUGGAGGACUGGAAGGAGUUCUUUUCUGCUUCCAUAUACAAUUCCCUCCUACCCAUUUUCAUAGAAGUUGCUGCCUCUUACAACACAACACCAACAGUAAUUCUUUAUGGAGUAUGCCGAGCCCUUUCUAUUGGUGUUUGCCGUGCAGGAACUGAUGAGUUAGCUAACCACACAUUGCCAGCAAUCUUUAAUGCUGAUGAUGCUGAAGCUGAUCUCAAGCUACCAGAUUCAGAGCAGAUUUUGCUGAACCAUCUUGCCCCUCUGCUUGUGUGCUCUCAUCCACCCACACAAUAUGCAGCCUACAGCAUGCUCAGCACAGCACUCCCAGGCAUCAUGGAGCAGUGGGAGAAGAACAAGACUGUAAUUAAAGAAGAAGAAGACAUUUCUCAGCGACCUCUGCCAUAUGCCAUAACAAGGUGUAUUAUGGAGUGUGGCAGUAUUGUAGAGGCAUCACUAGCAGACAAGGAGAUGGGUGAUGAGUGUAUUGUGGUUCCCUACACCGACAGCCACAUAUACAUUGCUGGCUACCUGCUGGCCUGGAGGUUAGCUCUGAAUGCCCUUACACAUGCUUCAGACGCCAACCAACACCAGUACUCUGCUUACCUUAGACAGUCAAAUCUCUUGCAGAAAUUAUUAUGUAACCUCUUCAAGUUGAUGCCUCGAGCACCUCUUGUUGAAAGGGUGAAGCAAGACAAUGUUAAGGAGGAUAAGAUGCCAUCAACCAUGUUCAGCACAGAACUCCACAUUAACCCUAUAACCAAAGUAACUUCAAGACUUGUAGCUCAUCUAGCAUGCAAGGUUUAUUAUGAUUGCACAAGCCGUAUCCCUGCGGCUGUAAGACAGUGGUUCAUAAGCUUGGAGAGGCAUUUCCAGCAAGUUGUUGACCCCUUCACUGCUACAUACGUAUCUCCAUUGUUGAUUGCACAAGAAAUGGCAGCUGUAAGCAACUCAUUUAUGAAAUUUGACAAUAUGACGGUGAAAGCUCGCACAGGUGCGAGGGAAGUGGUGGCCACAUACACCAUAGAUGAGGCUAGCAUGGAGAUAGUUCUCCGAAUGGCACCCAAUCAUCCUUUGUCCACUAUUGUUGUUGAAGACCACCGAAGACUAGGAGUUUCAGUUGCUCAAUGGCGAAAUUGGUUGCUUGGGCUAAACACAAUGCUUUCCCACCGCAACACACCUCUGAUGCAGUCUCUAGCCUUCUGGAAGAAGAAUGUGGACCAGAAGUUUGAAGGUAUUGAGGAGUGUUACAUUUGUUACUAUGUCUUACACGGAACCAACCACCAACUCCCCAAACUCCUGUGCAGGACCUGCAAGAAGAAGUUCCACUCAGCCUGUCUUUACAAAUGGUUCAAUAGCAGUAACAAUUCAACAUGUCCAUUGUGUAGGGCUCUGUUUUAGUAUAAAUAUCCAUAUAUAUUCUAUUGUGCUUGAUUAUUUUUAUGUUAAAAAUGUGGCCUUGAGUAGUAAUGUGAAUUGUGUCAAUUUCAUUUUAUUUAGUCAUGCAAAGGUUGUUUUAUUUAUUGCUAGAUUAAUGUCACACAUGACUGGGUAACUUUAAAAAUAUAUUUGAUUGGAAUGAUGUGAAUAUAUUCUGCUGAUAAUGGAAAAAUAAUAAAUUUCGUUGUUUAAAUAUAACAAGGUAUUGUUAUAUUGUAAUAUUAAAAUUAAACAUUAUUUUCCAAA